GAACAAGAAACAAGUGGGUGAAAUAAAGCAACGUGGACUCGGCGCGACUGUCUGUUCUACCAACUCCGCAGACGCUCUCUCAAAAUAAGACCGCGGCGGCGAGCUGUAUUUGUUUAUUGACACAGACUUUUGGUAUUUCGCCAUUUGUUGCUGCUGUUGCUGCUGUUGCUGUUGUAGUUGUUGUUCGUUUGUAUUAACUUUGUUGUUUCUGUGCUGUUCUGUCAGCAGAGGGUAGAACCGUAGCGGGGUAUUGGCGUCGGCAUCGGCAGAACCUGUGCUGAUCUGGCAUUGCCCGCGGCCAGUGGCACGUCGACCGCCGCACUUCGCAUGUGAAGAAAGAAUUACGGGCGACUUCUGCUUAGCUGAACUGUGAAGGAAUUAAGACGUCUUGGCUACUAAUGAGCAAUAAACUGACAGACAAUAUGAACGGGCGCACCAUACGCAUCAACCGGGUGCCAGCAACCAUCACUGCCAUUCUGCUGACCAUUGCGCUUGUGUACUUUCUCAACUUCCAGAAAGAUGAGCGGCCGGCCAUUUACGGCAUGCUGCGCAGCGACAACAAUGUGAAUCUACGCAAGAUGCUCAUUGCCGCCAUACAGGCGGCACAGCGCGGCGGUCUGGAGGUGGUCGACGUGAUGCAUUCGCGUCAAUUAAAGGAGCGCAGUAAGGGCAAAACGGCUGAGGGUGUCAACGAUCCAUUUACGGAUGCAGACGGGCGAUCGCAUUGUGUGAUGAAGCAGGGCCUGCAACGCAUUUUUCCACGUGUACGCAUCUUCUCGGAGGAGGAUAAGGAGCAUUGCAAGGAUGCGUACAGCUUUGAUCUGGAUCCAACUGUGUUGCACGAGACGGCCAAGGUGCCCGACAUGUCGGUCACUGCUCAAGAUGUGACCGUCUGGGUGGAUCCGUUGGAUGCCACCAAGGAGUUUACAGAGGAGCUGUACGAGUAUGUGACGACAAUGGUGUGUGUGGCUGUGGCAGGUCGUCCAGUGAUUGGCGUCAUACAUAGUCCCUUCAGCGGUCAAACCGCCUGGGCGUGGGUUGGCCAAAGCAGAUCCGAAUACCUGCAAGAGCUGCAUCAAAUGCCGCGCCUCAACUCCGACCAGCCCAUCAUAACCGUUUCGCGGUCCCAUGCUGCCGCUGUCAAGAAUGUGGCGCGCAAUGUUUUUGGUGCGAAUGUCAGUUUGCUGACGGCCGCUGGCGCUGGCUAUAAGGUGCUACAAGUGGUAGCCAAUAAUGCCACUGCCUAUCUGCAUACCUCCAUCAUCAAGAAGUGGGACAUUUGUGCCGGCGAAGCCAUACUGCGCGCCCUCGGUGGCGCCAUGACAACGCUCGAUGGCGAGCGAAUCCAAUAUGGACCCCACGAUUCGUCAGUGAAUACAGGUGGCCUGUUGGCCAGUCUGGACAAGCACGAGGAGUACAUGGAACUCAUUUCAAAAUAUCGCACCACGCACAAUGGCAAACUUAGCUAGUAACUAGUACACUAUUUAAUUAACUGCAACUGAAACCCAAACUCUCUCUGGAAUCUCUACCCAGGCAGCUGUUGCACGCGUGCAACGCGUCGUCGUCAGCUUAGGCUUAAGUUCAAACUUAAAAAGAAACAAACCGGUUCUUGUGCGAACCGAUCGAUUUGUGUUAGCAUUUUCGCGGUGGGUCAUGAACCCCUGCUCGACAGCAGAUCGACUUCUAAAUAAUGCAAAAUACUUUGAAAUUGUGCUCAGUUACAUAAAAUUAAUAAAUACUAAAUAAGCGAACCGUC
Molecule: messenger RNA, 1756 nt
Organism: Drosophila grimshawi
Lineage: Eukaryota; Metazoa; Arthropoda; Insecta; Diptera; Drosophilidae
Product: putative inositol monophosphatase 3
Exons: 2
Coding region: 399-1469 (356 amino acids)
Biological process (GO): phosphatidylinositol phosphate biosynthetic process
Cellular component (GO): endomembrane system
Molecular function (GO): 3'-nucleotidase activity
Source: RefSeq, a predicted model, not a curated record